Molecule: messenger RNA, 846 nt
Organism: Penicillium digitatum Pd1
Lineage: Eukaryota; Fungi; Ascomycota; Eurotiomycetes; Eurotiales; Aspergillaceae
Source: RefSeq, a predicted model, not a curated record
AUGUCAGUCCACCCAAUCCCUCCUAUUCAAAUUGCUGCUGUUAUCGCGUCCACGAGUACCUCUGUCUCCGCAAAGGUUGGGAUCAAGAGCAAUCACCCGGUGCCAACUCCGGGAAAAGGUGAAAUCCUUGUCAAGCUCGAGUUUUCUGGAAUUGAGCGCAGCUCGGAACUCCUACUCACAUUUGUCGUUGAUUUUUUAGUCGGUCCAGAAGUUGACGAGAAACAAUGGAUGGGCACGCGAGUUGGUAUCAGGUCUGUCUUCUUCAUCCAAAUCGAUGGCUCUACAGCUCUUGUCGCCAGUGUGAAGUUUGUGAAAUCAACCAUACCGUAUGCCCGUAUCAGAAGAACGCUGGUGCAGGGAAUUCAAAUUGCCGCUAAGAAGGGCCUUAGGGUCAUUGCGAUUGACAGCGGAGAUAAGAAAAAAGAACUAUGCCUUUCGCUUGGAGCUACGGACUUCCUGGACUACAACGAAGUAGACAUUGUCCAGGCAGUCAAAACCAAGACAAUCUUCGGUGUCCAUGCUGUCAUCUGCACUGCCAACAGCGAGCGAGCAUACGAACAAGGUGUGCAGAUGUUGCGUCCCUUCGGGACGCUGGUCUGUGUCGGUAUUCCCAACAAGCCAUUCAAGCUGCCAGCCACGCCAUUCGAUAUGAUUGUCAAGGGUCUCACUGUUGUCGGAAACUCCGCAGGAACAGCGGAUGAGAUGGAUGAAAUGCUGGCUAUGGCCGUGUCUGGCGAUGUGAAGGCGCAGAUUGACAUCUUUGACUUGGACGAUAUCAAUGAUGUGUUGGACCGCCUAGAGCGCUCUGAUAUUGAUGGCAGAGUGGUGUUGAGAAUCCCCCAAUAG